AUGGUCUUCCUUAGUUCAAUCAAGUCGUUUUUCGUGACUUUCUUACUUGCUUACACAGUAUAUUUAUUUUCUUAUAAAUGUGACAAGUUGAAUGAAACACCAUUGGAACAUGGCAUUCAAACAGUCUUCCACCCACUCUCUCACGCUCACAAUCAAGUUUGUGACUCGUUAAACAAGGGUGUUAACUUUGUCACUCCAUACUUGGAUUCAUUCCACGCUAAAGUUGCUUCCCAUCAAUUGUAUAAAGAUUACAAGGUUCAAGAUAAAGUAGACUGCGCUGGAGGUUACUACUCCAAAUAUGCUCAACCAUAUGUUCUUCAAGUUUUCCAAUUGGUGGAAACUUAUGAAGAAAUUUUGAUUGCUCACCUUUUGGUCGUCUGGGCCAAGAUUCAAGCAUUCUAUGCUUCUGAGGUUGCCCCAAAGCUCAAGCUUGCUUAG
This is a messenger RNA of Dujonia railenensis, 438 nucleotides long. Lineage: Eukaryota; Fungi; Ascomycota; Pichiomycetes; Serinales; Debaryomycetaceae. The record is from the annotation of a GenBank genome assembly.